AUGGAAAAGAAAAAUCAACUGAGAACCCAUAUCAUCAAUGAGAUUCUAAACAGAGAGCGAGACUACGUUAAGAACUUAAAGGACAUCUAUGAGGGUUACUACAGGCAAUGCAAGAAGAAAACUGAAAUGUUCUCAGAGGAAAGGCUGUACACUCUCUUUUGCAACAUUGAGGAACUUUAUAAAUUUCAGAAGAAAUUUCUGAAAGUUCUGGAGAAGAUGUACAAUUCAUCACAUCCGUACUUGAGUGAGUUUGGCAUCUGCUUCCUUGACCACCAUCAAAAUUUCCUGAUCUACUCUGAAUACUGCAACAACCACCCCAAUGCUACAGCUGAACUCUCAAAACUCACCAACAUGCAAGACUAUGCUUUAUUUUUUGAGGCCUGCCGACUGCACCAGCACAUGACCAACCUCCCACUGAAUGCCUUUCUGAUAAUGCCAGUGCAGAAGAUCUGUAAAUAUCCAUUACAGCUGUUGGAACUUCAAAAGGCCACCAUCCCCUGCCACAGGGAUGCCAAAAACGUGGAAGCUGCUACGAUUGCCAUGAAGAAUAUCGCCAAUGUGAUUAAUGAGCGCAAAAGACGAGUCGAAAACCUUGAAAAAAUUCCAAGGUGGCAAAGUAAAAUUUUAAAUUGGAAGGGUGAAGAUCUUUUGGAUCGUAGUACUGAGCUUAUUCAAAGUGGUGACUUAAUUGUGAUCAUGAAACCACAAGGCAAGAGCAAGGAAAUGGUACUUUUCCUCUUCGAUCAUCAAGCAGUCUUAUGUAAGAAGGAUCUACUACGCCGUGAUGUUUUAUACUAUAAGCACAGAAUAGACAUGGACACCAUGCUAGUGGUAAACAUAAAAGAUGGCAAAGACUGGGAAUUUGACGUCAAGGUCAAGAAUGCUUUCAAACUUCAAAACAAGCUUGUAGAUGAUGAAGUACACCUGCUAUGUGCAAAGAAACCCUCGGACAAACUGUUGUGGCUUCAUGCCUUUGAGGAUGAAAGAAAAUUAAUUAAAAAUGAUGAAGACACAGCAAGAUCCAGUAUUCGUGAUGGUGGUCGGGAAUGUGAGCAAAUACCAAUAAAGAAGCCUUCACCAUGUCCCUGCAAACCACAAAGGCAUACAAUAUUGGACCAGAUGCCUUCUUCCUCCAGUUCCUCUUCAAGCACGAACACUGCAGAAUCAAUGACAUCGGAAGACCUGGAAAUUGAAUCAGAUGCGGUUUCACUUCGCAGCUAUUCAUAA
Messenger RNA from Pristis pectinata (smalltooth sawfish), 1227 nucleotides. RefSeq names its product rho guanine nucleotide exchange factor 4-like. The record is from RefSeq and is a predicted model, not a curated record. Gene Ontology annotation, molecular function: guanyl-nucleotide exchange factor activity. The transcript has 7 exons. NCBI's taxonomy places the organism in Eukaryota, Metazoa, Chordata, Chondrichthyes, Rhinopristiformes, Pristidae. The coding region runs from base 1 to 1227 and encodes 408 amino acids. Gene Ontology annotation, biological process: intracellular signal transduction.